Molecule: messenger RNA, 930 nt
Organism: Encephalitozoon romaleae SJ-2008
Lineage: Eukaryota; Fungi; Microsporidia; Unikaryonidae
Product: cyclin-dependent protein kinase
Exons: 1
Coding region: 1-930 (309 amino acids)
Biological process (GO): positive regulation of transcription elongation by RNA polymerase II; protein phosphorylation
Cellular component (GO): cyclin-dependent protein kinase holoenzyme complex; nucleus
Molecular function (GO): cyclin-dependent protein serine/threonine kinase activity; RNA polymerase II CTD heptapeptide repeat kinase activity; ATP binding
Source: RefSeq, a predicted model, not a curated record
AUGGAGAAGUAUGAAAAUAUUAAACAAGUAGGAGAAGGAGCAUUUGGGCAGGUCUAUAAGUCAAGAAGAACGUCAGAUGGCACGGUGUUUGCAAUAAAAAAAAUGCCUGUAGAUAGAGAGACAGGCUUUCCAUUUACAGCCAUAAGAGAAAUAAAACUAUGUAAAAGUGUGAUUAACAAGCACAUAAUAAAGCUCGAUGAGAUCGUGUUUGACGAGGGCUUUAUAUUUGUUGUUCUUGAAUACAUGCCGUAUGAUUUAACAGGACUCCUUGCAUCAGGCGCUAGGCUCAGUACAGAUCAUACAAGAUCUAUUAUAUCACAGCUUGUGGAAGCAGUUAGUUCAAUGCAUGAGCUAGGGCUGGUGCAUCGGGACAUAAAGCCCAGCAACAUUCUCAUGGAUCACCGUGGCAUGCUGAAGCUCACUGACUUUGGACUAACUAGGGAGAUUUCAGGAAUGAUGACAAAUAGAGUUUGCACACUUUGGUAUAGAGCUCCUGAACUGCUACUUGGAGAAACAUCCUACAACUUCAAAGUAGAUGCAUGGUCUGUUGGAUGUAUAAUGCUAGAGAUGAGGCUUGGAAGACCACCAUAUAGAGGGAAUGAUGAAGUGUCCCAAAUAAAGCUUAUAUUUGAAGAGUUGGGUGUGCCUCAGGAUAAAUACAAGUGGUCUGACCUACUCGAUGUUGGAGUUUAUUCCAAAGAUAAGGAUGCUCAAGAAAUAAUCACCGAAAGAUACAGAAGUUUAUUCGACGAGGAAGAACUGAAGGUUCUUUCUGGAUUUUUAUGCUUGACCAGUAGAAGGAGAUUAUCUGUGGUCAAUUCCAGGCACUUUUCUAUCAUUUCAGCUUACAAGGAUACUUAUAUCCCGCUGAACUUUGAGGAAUCACAUGAGCUUUAUAUGAAAGAAAGAAAAGAAACGAGAAAGAUUUAA